This is a messenger RNA of Puntigrus tetrazona (Sumatra barb), 2184 nucleotides long. Its product is annotated as LHFPL tetraspan subfamily member 6 protein-like. The record is from RefSeq and is a predicted model, not a curated record. Gene Ontology annotation, cellular component: membrane. Lineage: Eukaryota; Metazoa; Chordata; Actinopteri; Cypriniformes; Cyprinidae.
CCAAGAGAGCGCGCACCGGACUCGAGUAGUAUGACUGCUGCCACACUGCGCUCAGUACGUGGACACGGACAAAUAUCAAUAUUUCUUGUGUUUUCUGAAAUACGCUGGGAUUAUUUUAGCGCUUAUCUGCAGGAGUGACAGUAAAAUAAACAGAAAGAUACAAUCAGAUCUCAGCAGACUCCAUGUAAGGAAUUUAAUGCAUGUUUUCUGCGCGCGUACAGCGAAUUGCGCCCCGUUCAGCGGACAAAGUUUAUUUCUUCUCCACGGUCCCACGAAGCUGGACCGGAAUUUGAAAUUAACACACCUGUCAGAAUAUAUCGAUGUGACAGCUCACAGAACCUUGGUGAAGACUGUAUGGAUGUAGACAUCCCCUUUCCAACAACACAAAAGGAUUUUAUUUUUUUUUUGGGUGUGAUAUCCUCUUUUCGAAGUUCUCUUCUGGAAUUGUGGCCAAUAUUUAAAGACAUUUCUCCAGAAUGGCAUCCAGCCUUACAUGUACUGGGAUGAUCUGGGCACUGGUGUCCCUGCUGAGUGCAGCAGCUUCCUGUGUGGGGUUCUUCAUGCCCUACUGGCUGCUUGGCUCACAAAUGGAUAAGCCAGUGUCCUUCGGUACUUUUCGACGCUGCUCGUACCCCGUUCGGGAUGAGAGGCAGGCUACAAUAAUGCUGGAACAGUGCGGGCGCUAUGCAAGCUUUCAGGGUAUCCCAAGUGUGGAGUGGCGGAUCUGUACAGUCAUGACAGGGGUUGGAUGCGGCCUGCUGCUGCUGGUGGCACUCACAGCGGUCAUGGGCUGCUGUAUAUCAGAACUGAUCUCCAGAACAAUUGGACGUGCAGCAGGGGGCAUGCAGUUUCUUGGAGGUCUGCUCAUUGGUUCAGGAUGUGCUCUGUAUCCUCUUGGGUGGGACAGUGAGGAGGUCCGGCAGACAUGCAACAACAGCUCAGAUCAGUUUGAACUUGGCUCUUGUCAAAUCGGCUGGGCAUAUUACUGCACUGGGGCUGGCGCCACCUCAGCCAUGUUGUUAUGCACUUGGCUCGCUUGUUUCGCAGGGAAGAAACAAAAGCAAUACCCAUAUUAGAAGAAACGACCGGAACUACAGUCUGAACCACAGCAGGACAGAUCCCUUGGUGGAGACUGACUGUGCAGCCUAUGGCAUGAUGACUUUACAUUAAUGCAACUUUGACUCAAAGACUCAAAAUGCUCAUCUGGACUUUGUGUGAUUAAAAUGAGCAUGAUUCAAAGAGAGAAGCAGUACUGCUCUCUAAAAUAACUAGAGAGUAUUUCAUGUGAAAGGACCAAUUAUUGUGUGUAUGUGUCUUUUGUUCUUGUCCACUGUUGUGAAUAUUACAGGUAUGCUUUUUUAAGCUUUGGUUUAGGUAAAAAAUACACUUUAGAUGAAGUCUGCAUAUAUAAAGUAUUAUAUUUAAUUAUAUUUUAUAUAUACUAUAAACAUACAAUUGAAACUAAAUCUGACAUUUAAAAAAUGCUUAAUUGAUUAAAAUUAUAUUUACAGUCAAUUAAGAUUUAAAAAAAUUUAAUAAUUUGUUGGCACAGAUAGCCUUUUGGGCACUGUGUCAAUUUGCAGCACUGUUACGCUUUAUCCUGGCUUGUGGAUAUUCCCUGAUACCUUCCUCCCUCUCCCUCCCCCUUCAUUUCCUCACAAUUUAAGAUGUGGUGUUUAAAACCACUGGGUUCAUUGCAGAGUAAAGUAACUACUGUUGCAUCAAUAAAAGCGAAAACUUCAAAAAUAAAACUUUAAAAAGUUGUACUAGUAUGUUGUUAUGGACAGCAGUGAAAAAGUUUAGUAAUCAUUAUCUAAAAACAUUUGACCACUCCAGAAUAAACUAUUCGCUGUUUACAUAAUGACAAUUAUGACGUGUAUUAAAAAUUAUAUAAAGUAAUAAAAAAUAUAUAUAUAGAAUUAUAUAUACAAACUUCAUGUAAAUUGUUAUCAAGGAUUUUUCAAGAUAUUAAUCAUUAUUGUGUUUAUAUUUACAUAUCCAUUGUGAAUUACAAUAAUAUUUAUGGUUAAUAUCUAUAUAUUGCCUUUUUUGUUUCAGCUUAAUUUUUACAUUAAUGUAUGCUAGAAAUAUAGAAUACAAUAUAUGUUCUGAAAUAUGACUCAUUGGCAUUGUGUUAAGAACCAUUGCUUAUUUGAUUCAUCUUGUGUUUGUGAAUAAAAUCUG